Messenger RNA from Botrytis porri, 2271 nucleotides. RefSeq lists its product as uncharacterized. The transcript is spliced from 6 exons. NCBI's taxonomy places the organism in Eukaryota, Fungi, Ascomycota, Leotiomycetes, Helotiales, Sclerotiniaceae. Bases 1 to 2271 code for a protein of 756 amino acids. The record is from RefSeq and is a predicted model, not a curated record.
AUGGAAAUGGCUAUGAGCGAGUCUGAUCGACCAUUAUCUCUAGAGAGUUUUGCAAAUACAGACAACGAAGAACAUAUGUUGAUCGAAAAUGCAAUGGAUGGUGCAUUAGUAUCACGUCCAUCAUCGGCACAGGGAAGUUUUGCGCAUGAGGAAGACGAGGAACGCGAUCAUGUGUUGAGCGAUGAAAAUGCAACGAUGGAGACGUUAGCGGCGGAUUUUGAUAGGCAAUCAUUAGGGGAUGAGAGCUUGCCAGAAGAAAGGCGACAACACAAUAUUGGGAUGGCGUGCAAAUAUUGCGUUUUAUGUCAAGCUCAGUUUCCCCCAUUUUUUUCAGAAAUCUCAGGUAUCGACACAAUCUGGCGAUGGCGACAAAAACGACAAGUGCAACCAUGGGAAUACAAAUUUCGUGCCGUCAUUGAAAUGAAUAGAUAUGAAGAAGAAGAGGAAGAUUUUGGGAUCACAGGACUGAUGAUUUUUCCAGAAGGUGAUAGUCAAGACAAGCUUGUGGCAUCGAUACCUUCUUCAUCUACCGAAUUUCUUUUAAACAUGGUUCAACGUCCAGAUAACCCACCUUAUUGUGAAGCGUUCUGCUUCCAUGAUUGGUGUUAUUCGAUUCUUUGCUGGAGGCUGGAAAAUUACAGUGAUGCUACUUUACAUAAAGUUUGCAAAAGUCUUUCAAUCUCCCCAGCGUGGGAGAAUAUCGCAGAGUCUGAAGGUUGCUUGUAUGACCAGGUUGUCAGAAAUAACCUAUUAUCAGAUAUGACCGAGCUUGGUCCAAAGUACCAACCUUUAUUCUUGUCGAAGCUACCCCUAGAGUUGAGGGCACUUGUUUGGAGAUACGCCGGCCCAUCAUCUGCUUAUAGCUCGUUUAUGAUCGUGGCCGGCGAGAAAUCACGUUUGUUCUACCAGAUGCAUCGUCCAGCAGACCUUGCUUUGGCAUUAUACCCCAAAUCACAUCUUGUUCCGAGAAUGAUCAAGAUCUUCGGCACAGAUUAUAUACAGAGUCUCUGUGCUGAGUCAACUACAAUUCCGAUCACCGACUCAGCAACUGCUUGCUCCUACAGACUCGCAAUAGGAACUCGCGGUAUAUGUGCAAUCCAAAUAGUCAGUGAGGAUGGAUCGUUUUAUUGGGUUGGUAAAAUUCCUACAUCUGGUCUCGUUUGGUAUGUCGGCGCUCAACGUGAUUUUCGCAGAGACGUUAAGCUUCAUUACACUUUCAAAGGUCUCAACAUAGAUGUACGCAAAAUGCAAAGAUUCAAUAACGGAAUAUGGGACAGAGUUGAUUCACCAAAAUGGUCACAUAGAGGGUCUUUCUUGGAUUAUAUUCGCCGAGACGGGUAUAGCUUAUACAGAUAUAUCCCAUUCCAUAGGGGAUAUGAAUAUACUACAGGAAUAACGAUUCACUAUCACAAGGAAUUUGUUACUGGGAUGGAGGCUUCUUAUGGGAAAGCCACUGAGCUCGUUGGAGUUUACAGCGGUGUGGCUCUUCACUUGCCUCUGGAGUCUAAUGAACGCAUAUCUUAUGUAUGGAUCAAGCUUGAGAAAAAUAGGAUUCGGCGCUAUUACGAUCCAGCAUUCAUUAUCCAAACCACACAUGGAAGGACAUGCCAUCUGGGCCCAUAUGUCCCCCAUGAUGAGUACAAAUUCUACCAGUGGCAUCGUUUAACAUCUCAUGGGGAAACAACGGGAAUUUAUGUUGAGAAUUCCGACUGGACCUUGAGGAACUUCAAUAUCAUCAGUGAUAGAAAUGAAGUAGAGCCUAUGCAACCAAUACUUCACUACGAGACACCAAAACAACGACCUCACAUCUACUUUCCUCAAAAUUCCAGAUACGGUGACUAUGAUCUUUAUUUCAGUUCUGCAAAGUUCUCGCAAAUGAAGAGGGUGACUUUAUGUAGGAUCAAUGAACGCUGCAUGGGGAUUCUGAUAAAUUACCUAGAUAAGCCGCCUGUCGUUUUGGGGCAAUGCCAUCCUCCGCCUUCGAAAAUAAUGUUCCGAUCGGCAAGAUUCGAGAACUCCGAAGAAGGUUUUGUGGUAGAUGUCAGUUUCACACAGGAAGAACUCCCAGCAGAUAAUGAUACAAAUGAUCAAAUACAGGCAUUUGAUCUUGCACUUGAUGAGCAUAUCGUAUGGUGGUUCACCAACUCCACGGAUCUAAUUAGCCUCUGGCAUCCAGGCGACCAGUCUGCACAUAGGGUAGAAAUGAAGGAAAUCAUUUGUCGGGAUUACGAGAUCCAGCAUGUCAUAAUUCAAGCACAAAUUGUAAUAUAA